AUGACAUAUUGAAUUGAACUUGUUCUUGUGUGGCAAUUAUUUUCUUAUUUUUACAAUCAGCUUUACAAAUUCCUCAGAAAACGAAUAUUUACCUAAAUAAGCUAUUCAUUUUCAAACCACUUUUGCUCUGUGUAAUAAACAGGAAAACAAGAACAGUUCUCUGAUUACACGAAAACUCUCCGAACUUUGUUGACCUAUUUCUUUCCUUUAUUUUCUAAAUAAAAUGGCGCGUUACUUCAAGGAACAAGACAUUGAUGAAUUUCGUGAAUGUUUCUACCUAUUCGCUAGAUCUGGGCAGAUCACCUCUCUGGAUGAGCUGACGGUGGUGAUGCGGUCCCUUGGCAUGAGCCCUACGAUCCAGGAGCUCACCGGCUACCUAAAGGGCAAGGGAGGGAAGAUGUCCUUUGCUGACUUCCUGGAAGUCAUGCACAUUCAUUCCAGGGCUGAAAACCUGCCCAGUGAGGUAGUGAACGCAUUUAAAGCCGGCGACGGCGACAAGAAGGGCGUGAUCCCCGCACGACAGCUCCGCAAUUUGCUGCAGAACUGGGGCGAAGGCCUGUCGGCUAGAGAGGUGGACAACAUCUUCCGUGAAGCAAACGUGUCUAACAACGGUACGGUCAGAUACGAGGAUUUCGUCAAGAUCUCCUGCGCGCCGGUCCCUGAUUACUAUUAAAUAGAUUAUACUAAUUAUCUUAAAAAUAUGCGCUUCUUAAUCUGUUAUAAAAUAUGCACUUUAUUUUACUACAAAAGGUAGUUGACACAAGAAAUAUCGUUUUCCAACUUAACAUUUAUCACCACUGGCAAGUGACAGGACCUUAGUCAACAGUGGCGCCAUCUUGUGAGUGAAAAUAUGAUAUUCCCAAACUUAUUUGAGACGCGCCCCCUUUCGACCAUACAAAAAAUUCCGCGCUUCCACGAUUUAUUUGGUCGUAUCGAGUAAUCUGGAAUGCAUUCUCUCAGCGGUCGCAGGUUUUUUAUACUUAAGUA
Messenger RNA from Ostrinia furnacalis (Asian corn borer), 987 nucleotides. Its product is annotated as calmodulin-like protein 4. Gene Ontology annotation, molecular function: calcium ion binding. Gene Ontology annotation, cellular component: myosin II complex. Bases 224 to 673 code for a protein of 149 amino acids. Lineage: Eukaryota; Metazoa; Arthropoda; Insecta; Lepidoptera; Crambidae. The transcript has 6 exons. The record is from RefSeq and is a predicted model, not a curated record.